Messenger RNA from Trichoderma aggressivum f. europaeum, 2808 nucleotides. RefSeq lists its product as uncharacterized. Gene Ontology annotation, biological process: nucleoside metabolic process. The transcript is spliced from 3 exons. The record is from RefSeq and is a predicted model, not a curated record. Bases 1 to 2808 code for a protein of 935 amino acids. Lineage: Eukaryota; Fungi; Ascomycota; Sordariomycetes; Hypocreales; Hypocreaceae. Gene Ontology annotation, molecular function: catalytic activity.
AUGGGUAGCGCUAUCUCAUCUCCAAACAAUAACACGGAUUCAGACGACUGCCUCAGACUCGUCCUGUACGCCUUACCCAUCUUGAGGGAGCUCAUCACAUACUUGGAGAAAGAUUUGAGCCCGCGCGAUAGACGAUAUGGGUAUAUGGGUAAUAUAUACACGGCCUCUACGGUACUAAAUGGCCAUCUUGGCGCCAUCGAAGAAGCCCAAAAGACACUCUGGUUCGCAGGCCAGAUCGCGAGCUUGGCCGACUUACUUGAAGAGGUCUUUGACAAGGUCGUCGAUUUUACGCCACUCCAAAAGGAAAUUCAAUCUCAUGACUCACCAUGCAGGCAUCCUCGGCUUCAAGCUAUGCAAAGGCUUGUCCCCAAGUCUGACAACUGGAAAGAAAGAGUAGCAAGUUUACAUAUUAUCCCUAUCAGAAACCAACUGAUUGCGUGGGAAUCUCUGCAAGACGCCUUGGAGAGGCUGUCGGAUGAGCUUCAACGAUUCGGAGAAGAUGCACCUGGCAUUGACAGACCUCAACUACCUCUUACUUCCCGGGGAGCAUCGGAUGAAUUCGUUGCAUUUGCCGAUCGCGUCUUUUCCUCGAUGCACAUAACGUGUAACAGAUGCGGAAGUGCACCUCAGCGUGAAGUGAGGCUGAGGAUAGGAACCUACAGAAAGGGGAAACGACGUGAAGACCAAGAGGUGAGCUGCUUGAGUAUGUUGCUCGCCCCCGAUGCAGCUGAACACAACUGGAAUGAAGUCUCUGUUCACAACAUUCAACAACCGAGACGAAAAGCAAAGGUCGGAUUUACUGGGCUAGAGGGGAUACCAAAGUCCACAGAAAUAUGGCGAAUUGACAAUCCAAAGACCUAUCAAUGCAUUUGCGCCCUCUUAGAUACUCAUUCAAAAUCCAGAUCCGAGUUCUGGAGACUGAACAUAAUCUUGGAUCCUGCAGGUGACGGCAUGCAGAGCCAUAAGCCCGACGAGAGAAAACACAAGCGUGAAACGUUACAACAAGAAGUGAACCUCAACACUCUAAUAGCAUCUCAAGCCAAACGAUGGACAGCAAUGGCGAAAUUUACGCUCAGUCUUACCCUCUGCUACUCCCUUUUCCAUUUCUAUGGUGGAUCCUGGACGAAAGAGCGAUGGAGCCGAAAGAAUAUUGUAUUCUUCGGGGACGGUACACAAUUCCCUCUGCGGCCUUUUCUAUCAUCUGAUCCUCAAAGGUUGGGCGGUCCAUUGUAUGAUCCGGAUGGUUAUCACAAGUAUCCAGAAUUCCUCGAACUCGGCGUGAUUCUGCUGGAGAUCCAUCUUGGGCAGAAAUUGGAAUCAUACCUGGGGUACGAGGAAGACAUCACCAACUACGACGAUCUCUGGUGCAAGGCCUUGGAGCUAUUCAAGGAACUACGGCCUGAUUUUAUCUCGACAGUUUAUCGGGAUGCAAUUCAAAAAUGUCUGAUGGCAAACUUUUCUAUCAGUGACACGUGUGAUGAGCAGAUGCUGCGAGAAUCUCUUUUCAACGAUAUCGUAAAGCCUCUCGAAGCAGAAGUCGGAACGAUCUUUAAAGAGUUCUUGUCGAUGGAUGCCCUUGAUGAAGAAGCAGAGAGGAAAAUUAACCUUGGAUCAAAGCUACACAAUAUGUACCGUCACCCUCAUGCUGAAAUCACCAAAACACUCUCUCCCCAACCAAGUUAUGAUGAUCCUUCUUCCCUCCUCAACAAGCAACGCACAUCACCCCAGCCUCAAAAGACCAUUCUUACCAUCUCUACGAUUCAUCCACGCCCAAAUUCCCGCGACGAUUUCGAAAUCGCAAUCGUCUGCGCGUUACCGCUCGAAUACGACGCUGUCUGCAUUCUCAUUGACGAGUUCUGGGAUGAGGAAGGCGAUCAGUAUGGAAAGGCUAUGCGAGAUCCAAACAUAUAUACAACCGGGAGGAUGGGAAACCAUAAUAUUGUUCUAGUACUUCUACCUGACAUGGGAAAAGUCGGUGCCGCCAGCGCAGCUGCAAGUCUUCGCUUGAGCUUUCCAGAAGUGAAGCUUCUCUUGCUAACCGGCAUAUGCGGUGGCGUGCCCAGCCCUGGAACUGCAAAAGAGCUUGUUCUUGGAGACGUCGUUCUGAGUACAUCUGUCUUUCAGUACGAUUUCGGGAGGCGUCACGGCGAUAAGUUCGUGCCCAAAGACACCUCAACGGACAGUCUUGGAAGGCCUAGCAAAGACAUUCGAAGUCUGCUCAAAAUCUGCGACACAAACCGCGGGAAGAAACAACUUGAGAAGCAGUCAGCCUUCUACCUGGAACAUAUACAGAACAGCGCCUUCACAGAGCACUCUAUAGAACAAUAUCUGUGUCCAGGCGCUGCAAACGACAAACUAUUUGAGGCUACCUACGUCCACAAACACUGCAUCGACCCGCAGUGCCUCUGCAAGAAUCCUCACGAGACUUGUGAGAAUUCUCGAAAAUUAUCUUGCCAUGAAUUACGAUGCAACGAGAAAUUCCUGGUUGAAAGGCGUCGGGUAAAGCACAAGCUUCACUUAGAACAACAAGGACGUAGCAAGGAGGCUCAAGCGCCUGCGAUAUUUCUCGGAUCCAUAGGAUCAGGAGACACGGUAAUGAGAUCUAGUGAAGACCGCGAUCGAAUCGCCGAAGAAUACGACCUUAUCGCUUUUGAGAUGGAAGGGGCGGGCGCUUGGGAUGAGCUCCCUUGCAUUGUUGUGAAGGGCAUUUGUGACUAUGCUGAUAGCCACAAGAAUAAGACGUGGCAGCAUUUUGCUGCUGCUACGGCAGCGUCUGUUAUGAAAGCGCUUCUUGAGAAAUAUACUUAG